Molecule: messenger RNA, 530 nt
Organism: Scutellospora calospora
Lineage: Eukaryota; Fungi; Glomeromycota; Glomeromycetes; Diversisporales; Gigasporaceae
Source: the annotation of a GenBank genome assembly
UGACUUUAGGAUAUUUUGAUGAUAUAUUAAUUCCUACUCAUGAUGAUGAUGGAUGGAAGUUUGAUCAUGAGACUCAAGUAUGGGUGCGCUUGUGGGAUAGUCACAUUCCGGAAGAAAGCUGGAAAACUCCUGAAGAUAAAUAUGUAUAUAUGUAUAUGGAUAAAGGUGCAACUAUUAGAUUUCGUGUUAUAGAAGAAAAAUUUACAGAUGUUGGUACAAAAAGACCACCACCAAAAAGGACAGGUGCUGUAGCAGGACAAAAAGCUCCUAUGCCUUCAUCAUCAUCUUUACCAUCAGAUGUUAUGAUUGUGGGUAAUAAUCGUAUUACCCCAAAUGUAAAUACUGACUCAACUAUAAAUCCUCCAAGUUUUGGAAAUAAUCAAACUGGAAAUAUUACUUCAACAUCUAUACCAAGUUCUUCAACUUCUUUAACAAUUCCUGGAAAAAUAACAAAACAGGCACCAUAUGAAUUGAUUGGUUCAAUUGCUGAAGUGGGAUUGGGUAUAACUUCUUGGACAUGGGAUCAUUAA